UUCAAGUUUUUUAUUUUUUUUUUCUACUAACUAUCUUAACUUCCAUCAUUUUGCCAUAUAUAAUAUGCCUACAUAUCAAUUACUUGCUUGUUUCCUUUUGUUUGAAAUAGUUAUCAUUCUUCAGUUAGCUCAAGGGAAAAGCAGUUCCCAGUCUAGCUGCCCCAAACAAUUCACCUGCGGAAACAUAACAAAUGUGAGUUUUCCUUUCUCCAAUGUUUCGAGACCUGAAUGUGGGUUGUACACCUUAGAUUGUAAUGCUACUCCAUAUCCAACAAUUACCUUGGGACAACACAAAUAUGGAGUUGUAUUUAUUAAGGGUGAUCUUAUGCUUCUCUUUGACCCACUUCUUGAGAAAUACUUGCGGGAACCAAGUUGCAACGUUUUCCACACAGGAAUCUCAUUUCCCAGCUCUGCUUCCAUUUCCUUCGAUUUCGUGCCCAAAACGAUGUUUUACAAAUGCAAUAGUAGUUCAAAUGUGAGCUUACAGAAGAAGAUUGGGCAUUAUUUCCAUGGAUACAGAAGCUAUAACAGUUGCCAAAACUUCAGCUUGUACUAUACCCAGAUGGACAAUGAUACUCUACCAACUGCCACCAGUCUUCCUGCAGAGUGUUCAGUUAUUUACUUGCCGUUUAACUUUAACAGAUCAUCCAGCGCCAUCAACUUAUUUGAGAAUUUAAAUUCUUUGAUUCUCAUACAAUGGAAGGUGUCUGAAAUUUGUGCAAAGUGUCACUAUAAUGGGGGGCAAUGCUUAACUGACACCCAUAACAAUUUUCAAUGUUCAUCAGAUGCAGGAAAAGAAGAGCUGCCCAAGGGCAUUCGGAUUCUUAUUGUGUGUGGUAUGGCAUUGAUCUUAUUUGGACCUUUAACAAGUUGGGUGAUCGUCAUUGUUCUUCGGUGUCGAAAGAAGAAGGGACAUGCUGGUUCUUCUCAACUGUCCACCAAUUGGGACCUCGAAGGAUGCAAACUGUUGGGAGUUCAUGUCUUCUCCUACUCUCAACUUCAAAAAGCUACUGAUUAUUUUCACUCCGACAAAGAACUUGGAGAUGGUGGGUUUGGCACUGUUUAUCAUGGCAAACUUCGUGAUGGUAGAGAAGUUGCAGUGAAGCGCUUAUAUCAGCACAACUACAAAAGAUUGGAGCAAUUUAUCAAUGAAAUAAAAAUCCUCACCAGCCUAAGGCACUGCAACCUUGUGACUCUCUAUGGCUGCACGUCAAGACACAGCCGUGAGCUACUCCUGGUUUAUGAAUAUAUCCCUAAUGGAACAAUUGCAGAUCAUCUCCAUGGGGAAAAAGCCACGGAUAGAUCACUCACUUGGCCUAUCCGAAUGAAGAUCGCAAUAGAAACCGCUACUGCACUUGCUUACCUCCACGCUUCUGACAUAGUACACCGUGAUGUGAAGACUACCAACAUUCUUCUCGACAACAACUUCUGUGUAAAAGUUGCUGAUUUCGGGCUUUCGAGAUUUCUCCCUAAUGAUGUCACUCAUGUCUCCACUGUACCGCAGGGAACGCCUGGCUACGUUGAUCCUGAGUAUCAGGAGUGUUAUCAACUUACUGAUAAGAGCGACGUUUACAGUUUUGGGGUUGUCCUUGUUGAACUCGUAUCGUCAAUGCCUGCCUUGGAUACAAGUAGGCAUCGAGACGAGAUCAACCUAGCAACUCUAGCACUGAACAAGAUACCUAGAGGUGCAUUUAGUGAGUUGAUUGACCCCUCUCUAGGAUUUGAGACAGAUGGUGAAAUCUUGAGAAUGGCCACUUCAGUAGCAGAGUUAGCUUUCCAAUGCUUGCAACCCAAGAAACAUAUGAGGCCUACAAUGGAUGAUGUAGUGGAGACAUUGAAGGACAUUCAAGGUGGUGAGUUCCGAGAUGAGGUGAAAAGUGAUCAAAUUGAUAAGAAGAAUGUUUCCAGUAGUGUAGAAGUUCCUUUGUCACCGGAAUCAGAACAGGUUGUGCUGUUGAAGAAGAUUGGUAGAUUCCCAACUUCUCCAACUUCAAUGACUGAUAGGUGGGUCAGUAACUCUACUGCAACCUGUAACAGUGUGUGAAAUUCUUAUUCUCUGUAUAGAGUAGGGUGUAGGGUGCAUAUACACUUGCUUUUUUACAUGUGUCAAUAUAACCUAUCACAUUAUUUAGGAUUUCCAUUCUUUUUCAUUUUGUAUUUAAUUGCAGGAAAUCUGCAAUCCUAACUUUUAUUGAGUUUUUUCACACUUUUUGUCCCACGACUGUAGUGGCACUAUCAAGAUUGAUUCA
Messenger RNA from Ipomoea nil (Japanese morning glory), 2249 nucleotides. RefSeq names its product LEAF RUST 10 DISEASE-RESISTANCE LOCUS RECEPTOR-LIKE PROTEIN KINASE-like 1.1. The record is from RefSeq and is a predicted model, not a curated record. The transcript has 4 exons. Gene Ontology annotation, molecular function: protein kinase activity; ATP binding. Gene Ontology annotation, biological process: protein phosphorylation. The coding region runs from base 65 to 2044 and encodes 659 amino acids. Lineage: Eukaryota; Viridiplantae; Streptophyta; Magnoliopsida; Solanales; Convolvulaceae.